UCUUCUAAGCCCUGGGGGCCAGCCCGGGCCCCAGCCCCGGCCCCAGCCCCGCGCGGCCGCCCGCCAAGCCGCCCGAGGACGAGCCGGACGCCGACGGCUACGAGUCCGACGACUGCACCACCCUGGGCACACUGGACUUCAGCCUGCUCUACGAUCAGGAGAACAACGCCCUCCACUGCACCAUCAGCAAGGCCAAGGGCCUGAAGCCGAUGGACCACAACGGGCUGGCAGACCCGUACAUCAAGCUGCAUCUGCUGCCAGGAGCCAGUAAGGCAAAUAAGCUCAGAACGAAAACUCUCCGGAACACUCUGAACCCCACGUGGAACGAGACCCUAACUUACUACGGGAUCACGGACGAAGACAUGAUCCGAAAGACCCUGCGCAUUUCCGUGUGCGAUGAGGACAAGUUCCGCCACAACGAGUUCAUCGGGGAGACGCGUGUGCCCCUGAAGAAGCUGAAACCCAACCACACCAAGACGUUCAGCAUCUGCCUGGAGAAGCAGCUGCCGGUGGACAAGACGGAAGACAAGUCCCUGGAGGAGCGGGGCCGCAUCCUCAUCUCCCUCAAGUACAGCUCGCAGAAGCAGGGCCUGCUGGUCGGCAUCGUGCGCUGCGCACACCUGGCCGCCAUGGAUGCCAACGGCUACUCGGACCCCUACGUGAAAACAUACCUGAAGCCGGAUGUGGACAAGAAAUCCAAACACAAGACGGCGGUGAAGAAGAAGACCCUGAACCCGGAGUUCAACGAGGAGUUCUGUUACGAGAUUAAGCACGGGGACCUGGCCAAGAAGACCCUGGAAGUCACCGUUUGGGAUUACGACAUUGGAAAAUCCAACGAUUUCAUUGGCGGCGUGGUUCUGGGCAUCAACGCCAAGGGCGAGCGCCUGAAGCACUGGUUUGACUGUCUGAAGAACAAGGACAAGCGCAUCGAGCGCUGGCACACGCUCACCAAUGAGCUCCCGGGGGCCGUGCUCAGCGACUGACCGGCCCACCUGCCGCCGUGCCCGCCCCCGCCCUCCGCUGGCCCAGCACGGGCCUGGCCCUGGGCUUCCUCAGCUGCCACCAAGGGCCUUUGCCCCCAUGUUGGGGGAGAUCCAGGACACCUGCUUGGACACAGAGCCACUGUAGCCCCUGCUUGGAGGCCGCGGAGGGCCCAGCCACUCUGAAGGACAAUGAGAGCAGAGAGCCGGGCCUGCUUUCAGCCCCCGGGGCCGAGAGGGCCGGAGGUGGGAGGAGAGAACCAGGCCCUCACCCACCUGGGGAAGGGAAUGGGACCAUCAGGGUCGAGGACCUGCUAGAGGUCAGCAGUAAGUCACCGGGGACCCCAGGCUGAGAGCACAGGAGUGCAGGUGGGCCCUGGCAGGCUGUGAGAACUCCUGAGAGGGACAGUAGGGAGGGGCAUAGGGGGAGGAGAUUGCGGACAGGGCAGGGCAGGACUCUGAAGAAAAUUUAUUCCCAAAAGGAGGUUCUGACUUCCUCAUCCCUUCAUCUCUGGCAUUACUGGGCAGGCGGAAAAAAGUUGACACAAGAGCCAGGAGAUUGGUGAACUUCCUAG
Messenger RNA from Ceratotherium simum simum (southern white rhinoceros), 1555 nucleotides. RefSeq names its product double C2 domain beta (gene DOC2B). Lineage: Eukaryota; Metazoa; Chordata; Mammalia; Perissodactyla; Rhinocerotidae. The record is from RefSeq and is a predicted model, not a curated record. Gene Ontology annotation, biological process: spontaneous neurotransmitter secretion; exocytosis; regulation of calcium ion-dependent exocytosis. Gene Ontology annotation, cellular component: membrane; synapse.